GCGCGCACGCGCCCCGGGCCCGGUAGGAGGGGGGGUGGGGGGAGGAGGAGAAGGAGGGGAAGGGAGGGGGAUCGGCGUCUACUUUGGUGAGUAGAAGGCGGUGGGGCACGAGGAGCGCGAAGGCCAGGCGGGUGAACUCUGCUCUGGGCCUAGAGCCAGCGGUAGGGUUCAGAACCGAGUCAGCACACCUUGCGAGUAGGAGUCCGACUGCUGAGACGUAGAGAUCUUCAGGGGGCGAAGCCCCGGCCUAGGCCCCGCGGAGAUGUCCAGCUGCGGCGCUUGUACUUGCGGCGCGGCGGCCGCCCGGCUCAUCACCUCCUCACUCGCCUCCGCGCAGAGAGGUAUUUCUUGCGGCCGCAUUCAUAUACCAGUUUUAGGAAGGCUUGGGACCUUUGAAACCCAGGUUCUGCGAAGGGCUCCUCUUAGAACCUUUACAGAAACACCAGCAUACUUUGCCUCAAAAGAUGGGAUAAGUAAAGAUGGUUCUGGUGAUGGAAAUAAGAAAUCAGUGAGUGAGGGAAGCAGUAAGAAAUCAGGCUCUGGGAAUUCUGGGAAAGGUGGGAACCAACUGCGCUGUCCUAAAUGUGGUGACUUGUGCACGCAUGUAGAGACCUUCGUAUCAUCCACCCGUUUUGUCAAGUGUGAAAAAUGUCAUCAUUUUUUUGUUGUGCUAUCUGAAGCAGACUCAAAGAAAAGCAUAAUUAAAGAACCCGAAUCAGCAGCAGAAGCUGUAAAAUUGGCAUUCCAACAGAAACCACCUCCUCCCCCCAAGAAGAUUUACAACUACCUCGACAAGUAUGUCGUUGGCCAGUCGUUUGCUAAGAAGGUGCUUUCAGUUGCUGUGUACAAUCAUUAUAAGAGAAUAUAUAAUAAUAUCCCAGCUAAUCUGAGACAGCAAGCAGAAGUUGAGAAGCAGACAUCAUUAACACCUAGAGAGUUAGAAAUAAGAAGACGGGAGGAUGAGUACAGAUUUACAAAAUUGCUUCAGAUUGCUGGAAUUAGCCCACAUGGGAAUGCUUUAGGAGCAUCAAUGCAGCAACAGGUAAAUCAACAAAUACCUCAGGAAAAACGAGGAGGUGAAGUAUUGGAUUCUUCUCAUGAUGACAUAAAACUUGAAAAAAGUAAUAUUUUGCUGCUUGGACCAACUGGGUCAGGUAAAACCCUGCUGGCACAAACUUUAGCUAAAUGCCUUGAUGUCCCUUUUGCUAUCUGUGACUGUACAACUCUGACUCAGGCUGGAUAUGUAGGUGAAGAUAUUGAAUCUGUGAUUGCCAAACUGCUCCAAGAUGCCAAUUAUAAUGUAGAAAAGGCACAACAAGGAAUUGUCUUUCUGGAUGAAGUAGAUAAGAUUGGCAGUGUGCCAGGCAUUCAUCAGUUACGGGAUGUAGGUGGAGAAGGCGUUCAGCAAGGUCUGUUAAAACUACUAGAAGGCACAAUAGUCAAUGUUCCAGAAAAGAAUUCCCGAAAGCUACGUGGAGAAACAGUACAAGUUGAUACAACAAAUGUCCUCUUUGUUGCAUCUGGUGCUUUCAAUGGCUUAGACAGAAUCAUAAGCAGGAGGAAAAAUGAAAAGUACCUUGGAUUUGGAACACCUUCUAAUCUGGGAAAAGGCAGAAGGGCUGCAGCUGCUGCAGACCUUGCCAAUCGAAGUGGAGAAUCAAAUACUCACCAAGACAUUGAAGAAAAAGAUCGGUUAUUACGUCAUGUGGAAGCCAGAGAUCUCAUUGAAUUUGGCAUGAUUCCUGAGUUUGUGGGACGGUUGCCUGUGGUAGUUCCAUUGCAUAGCCUAGAUGAGAAAACACUUGUACAAAUACUGACUGAGCCACGUAAUGCUGUUAUUCCUCAGUACCAGGCCUUAUUCAGCAUGGAUAAGUGUGAACUGAAUGUUACUGAGGAUGCUUUGAAAGCUAUAGCCAAAUUGGCACUAGAACGAAAAACAGGUGCACGAGGCCUUCGGUCCAUAAUGGAAAAGCUGUUACUAGAACCAAUGUUUGAAGUCCCCAAUUCUGAUAUUGUUUGUGUGGAGGUUGACAAAGAAGUAGUAGAAGGAAAAAAGGAACCAGGAUAUGUUCGGGCUCCAACAAAAGAAUCAUCCGAAGAGGAAUAUGACUCUGGCGUUGAAGAAGAAGGAUGGCCUCGCCAGGCAGAUGCUGCCAACAGCUAGACUGUCAGAGUCCUGUCCUGUAUAUAAAGCUUCUCCUUCUUUUGUUUAGGAUCAUAACUGUCUCUACAGUCUGAUAUUAAAGGCAUUGGAUCUAUCUUGGCUAUCAUACAUGGUCAGAGAAGCCUUUAGGAUAAGAAUCAGAUCAUGUAUAUUAUUGUAACAUCACAUUGAUUUAUACAGAGGACAUUAUGUGGACUUUAAUGAUACAGUGUUUAGAGAUAAAUGUACAUUAUUUUGGUUCAGUUUUUAAAAAAUAUGCUUUAACAAAAUUCUUAGGAAUUCCUUUAAGCAAUGCAGGUAUUGCAAUAACUGAAUUUUACAAUAAUGUUACUCUACAAAUGGGAAAAUAAAUUCUUUAAAAUUAAAUGUUGGGAUACCAUUCUUUAGUGUUACCUUUUUCUACUUACAUGUGUUUCCUGAAAAUACCAGAAUUUUAUUCAUCUGAAAAAUUGGACCAGGUAGUUUUCAAAUUGUUAAAAAUUUCAUGAAAAAAUAUCCUCAAGAACCAUAUUUUGAUGAUUUGUUUAGCUAUAUUCUUAGUCUUAUCUGCUAAUGCAUGACACUAACUUCCCAAUUGGCACUAUAAAAAAGGCCAUUCUCUUACUGACUUGCCUGAUUUAUUUGCCAUCUUUGAUCCAUUUUGGUACCAUGAGUGAGUAGAUGGAAUUGAAGUCUGGCUUAAAUCUUCAGAAAAAGAUUAUACAUCUAAUUCUAUAAAAAGCAUGCAGUAUUAGCCAUAGCAAUGGCUAUAUGCGGAACUCAAUAUCCUGAUACUGUUUACUUACCUAAAGUAUUGAGCUAGUUUUUUUGUUUUGUGUUUUGGUGCCAAACAUUUGUCUAAUUCUUUGGCUUCACAGAACAUUAAAGAAAAUAUCUGUUUUGCUAUCUGCCAAAGUGAAUAUGUCACACUAACAUGUUACUAACAUUCAUUAUAUAACAAAACUAAAAAGUAGGGGGGGAAUUUGGUACUUGAAAACUGUAUCAUUUGAUUCCAUAAUUAUUAAAGUAUUUGGGUUUGGGUACCUUUUAAGUUUUUUUCUUUCCUUCUGUAAUGACACAAGUUUCUAUAUUAUUCAAUGCAAUCUCAUAAUUGUUAUAAAUCAGUGGUUUUUUUUUUUUUUUUUUAGGUUUAUAGACUCUAGAGUUUUCCUUUUACCUACUUUUGCUUAUGAAAAAAACCUUAAGCUAUUAGCAAAUUCUAAAUCCUGUUGAUGGAAGAGUUGAGCCUUCUAUGAUGUAAUAAAAAGGGAUGUAAGAUACCUAUUUAUGGCUGGGGUAGGACCAGAAAUGCACUUUGUAUUAUAGAGUAUUUAAGGCUAGUCGCUAUAAUAUGGCACAGAAAUAGGUAUCCUUAGUCUCCCCAAUAAUGGUUCAAGAUCUUCUCAGGAAGUCUUUCAUAUUAUAAUUCUGUUCAUUAUCUUUCUCUUAUAGCAUCAUUUUCCUUUUUGUAGAGUGGAGAUCAGACUAGCUUCUAAACAUGUAGAGGGUAAUCCUCCAAAAAUGGGCUGGGAGACAUUUUAGUCACAACAACUUAUAUUUGGUUUUGGAAGUUGCUAACAAAGCAUAAUUGAUGUUUUUAAAUCAAACACAACUGACUCUAACUACAAUUUGUAUCUUGGAACUUAUGUUUUGGCAUUUGAAUAAAACAAAAGGUCUAAAUGAAA
This is a messenger RNA of Lemur catta (Ring-tailed lemur), 3828 nucleotides long. It is a transcript of the gene CLPX, whose product is annotated as caseinolytic mitochondrial matrix peptidase chaperone subunit X. The record is from RefSeq and is a predicted model, not a curated record. Gene Ontology annotation, biological process: protein folding; protein catabolic process; proteolysis. NCBI's taxonomy places the organism in Eukaryota, Metazoa, Chordata, Mammalia, Primates, Lemuridae. Gene Ontology annotation, cellular component: mitochondrial matrix. Gene Ontology annotation, molecular function: protein dimerization activity; ATP-dependent protein folding chaperone; zinc ion binding. The transcript has 14 exons. Bases 263 to 2164 code for a protein of 633 amino acids.